This is a messenger RNA of Puccinia triticina, 1101 nucleotides long. RefSeq lists its product as uncharacterized. Bases 1 to 1101 code for a protein of 366 amino acids. Lineage: Eukaryota; Fungi; Basidiomycota; Pucciniomycetes; Pucciniales; Pucciniaceae. The transcript is spliced from 3 exons. Gene Ontology annotation, cellular component: growing cell tip; cell division site; plasma membrane. The record is from RefSeq and is a predicted model, not a curated record.
AUGAAUGGAUUGAAACUUAUGGGAUCUAUCAGCCUGCUAUUUGGGAUCAUACUUCUGCUUUUACCAUUGCUCUCGACACCAGUGAUCAAAGGCUUGUCAUUUUGGAGAGCGGUUUUUGAAAUUGAUAACCUGAAAGUUGAGGUAAAAACGGGCUUUUGGGGCGCUUGUACUUCUUAUAAAGAUAUCUCCGAUCACAAUGCCCCUGAUGUCAAGAGAGGGAAGAAGUCGAAGGGAGGGCCGGAUUCAGAUUAUAUGGUGAUAUGCACGAAACCGAAAGCAGGCUAUUCAUUCAGCAUGUCUUCAACUGUACCUGAUGCGGCCGGAGAAUUAAGCUCUACCCAGACAGUAUUUUUGUUUUGGUUGUUGAUUGCCGCUGUCCUUGGUCUGGUCUCCUUGGGACUUUCAUUCUCUCCGAAUUACUAUCAAUGGAAGCAUGCCGCCAUCGUCGCACUCACAUCCAGCGUUCUCGCAUUCGGCACAUUCCUGGCCUGUGUGGUUAUUUUUACCGGGCUGACGAGGGAGACACGGCUGACGGAGUCUGCCAAGACAAUACCAAUAUAUGGAGGUUUACAAGGAUGUGCAUUCUUCCCACUUUCGGCUUGUAUCCUUCUAGUCAUCGGGGCCGGAUUGUUAUGGAUGAGUUUCCGACAGGAAUUCUUCAAGGUUCACAGGCGUUCAAGUAGAGCAAAUGAAAACCGGAUAAGUUUCAAAUCAGAAACCAUGCCCAGUCUUCCGCCUCCUAUCUUGGGAAAUGACGGGAUUAGUCGGGAUGAGUGGUUCCAACAACCGUUGGAGCCGAGACACGGAACCGAAAUACCCAGAGAACCCACCGCUAGCAAGGGCCCGAAGGACGAUGACGUCUCUCAGGAAGAAAGUGUGGAUUACGAAUUAGAAGAGAUCAAAACCCCCCAUCAGCACCCCAGUCAAACUGACGAUGAAAGAGACACGGAGACUCAGUCACAAUAUUCUAUGUUUCAGAGUGGCUCUCUGGGAAGUGCUAGUCUGUCAUACAUCAACCCAUCUGAUGGUUUACCUCCCCCACCACCACUGCAACCACGUCGCAGUACCCGAUCCCGACCGACAAAAGAACGAAAGGGCUAG